Aspergillus affinis is the source of this 771-nucleotide messenger RNA. RefSeq names its product 40S ribosomal protein eS1 (gene rps1). NCBI's taxonomy places the organism in Eukaryota, Fungi, Ascomycota, Eurotiomycetes, Eurotiales, Aspergillaceae. The transcript is spliced from 5 exons. Gene Ontology annotation, molecular function: structural constituent of ribosome. Gene Ontology annotation, biological process: translation. The record is from RefSeq and is a predicted model, not a curated record. Gene Ontology annotation, cellular component: cytosol; ribosome. Bases 1 to 771 code for a protein of 256 amino acids.
AUGGCUGUUGGAAAGAACAAGCGCUUGUCCAAGGGCAAGAAGGGCAUCAAGAAGAGAACCGUCGAUCCUUUCACCAGGAAGGAUGAGUACUCUGUGAAGGCUCCUUCGACCUUCCAGACCAGGGAUGUCGGAAAAACUCUUGUGAACCGCACCAGUGGUCUCAAGAAUGCGAACGACUCUCUGAAGGGACGGAUUUUCGAGGUCUCUCUCGCUGACCUGCAGAACGAUGAAGACCAUGCUUUCCGCAAGGUCAAGCUUCGUGUCGAUGAGAUCCAAGGAAAGAACUGCUUGACCAACUUCCACGGACUGGACUUUACGACCGACAAGCUGCGAUCCCUCGUCCGAAAGUGGCAGUCGCUUAUCGAGGCCAACGUGACGGUGAAGACGACUGACGAGUAUCUUCUUCGUCUGUUUGCGAUUGCUUUCACCAAGAGACGCCCCAACCAGAUCAAGAAGACCACAUAUGCUCGCUCGUCUCAGAUUCGCGCAAUUCGGAAGAAGAUGACCGAGAUCAUCCAGCGGGAGGCGACUAGCUGCUCCCUGGCGCAGCUGACCACGAAGCUGAUUCCCGAGGUUAUUGGACGCGAGAUUGAGAAGGCUACUCAGGGAAUUUAUCCCCUUCAAAAUGUCCACAUCCGCAAGGUCAAGCUUCUCAAGUCUCCCAAGUUUGAUCUCGGCGCCUUGCUCAACUUGCACGGAGAGUCUGCUACUGACGACAAGGGUCACAAGGUCGAGAGGGAGUUCAAGGAGCAGGUUCUUCAGACCGUUUAA